Messenger RNA from Canariomyces notabilis, 2502 nucleotides. Its product is annotated as V-type ATPase. Gene Ontology annotation, biological process: ATP metabolic process; proton transmembrane transport. Gene Ontology annotation, cellular component: fungal-type vacuole membrane; proton-transporting V-type ATPase, V1 domain. NCBI's taxonomy places the organism in Eukaryota, Fungi, Ascomycota, Sordariomycetes, Sordariales, Chaetomiaceae. Bases 151 to 2337 code for a protein of 728 amino acids. The record is from RefSeq and is a predicted model, not a curated record. Gene Ontology annotation, molecular function: ATP hydrolysis activity; ATP binding; proton-transporting ATPase activity, rotational mechanism. The transcript is spliced from 8 exons.
GACCAAUUUCCAGUGAGCCUGGUAGCCAACUUAUGAGCUACCAUCAUUACCUCCGUAAAGCGCGACGCUCUUCAGUCUCCAUCAAUCAACGAAAAAAGCUAACGUGCCAAUACCUGUCAAAUGCCACGUUGUUACACAGAGCUGUCUUGAAUGCACGUGGGAUUACGACCGCGAUUGAAGGCCCGGCCGUCGCUUGUCGACCUGUUGGUUAGAGCCGGCAGCUUCAGCAGCAGCAGCAGCACCAGCCAAGCGCAGGAGGGCCCGCCUGCAUCAUCGCCUCCACUAUUAUCGGCAAGCACCGCCCCGGGAUCCGACCUUGAGCUUGUCCCAGGCGCCGCCAUCUUGGAACAAGCUUCAACCCUCCCACUUCCACAGUCGCCAGAAACACCACCACGCUCAGCAUCGCCCACGCCAUCGCCGACCCCGUCACCGAGCACCCCCCAAGUCGUCAUAACUUCUACUCCUCCGCACGCCCCGCCGAAGCUCGCGCCCGCUGCAAUCACUUCGCCCAGCAUGGCCCCUUCGCGGACGGACAGUAGCCAAGAUGAACCCAACGCUGGCAAGAUCUACUCGGUCUCUGGGCCCGUCGUCGUCGCAGAGGACAUGAUCGGUGUUGCUAUGUAUGAGAUGGUAAAAGUGGGCCAUUUCCAGCUCAUUGGCGAGGUUAUCCGAAUCAAUGGCGACCAAGCGACCAUUCAAGUAUACGAAGAAACCGCCGGUGUGAAGGUCGGCGACCCUGUAUUGCGGACCUUCAAGCCCCUGUCCGUCGAGCUGGGCCCCGGUCUCUUGAACAACAUCUACGACGGUAUCCAGCGACCCCUCGAGAAGAUCUCCGACAUGUCUAAGAGCAUUUACAUCCCUCGGGGUGUCGUUGCCCCUGCGUUAGACCGGACCAAGAAGUGGGACUUCACACCGACCAAGAAGGUCGGGGACCACAUCGCCGGCGGGGAUGUUUGGGGUACCGUCUUCGAGAACUCUUUCAUUUCUGUGCACAAGAUUCUGCUCCCUCCGAGAGCCCGCGGUAUCAUCACGAGGAUCGCUGAUAAGGGCAGCUACACGGUCGACGAGAAGAUCCUUGAGGUCGAGUUUGACGGCAAGAAGACCGAGUAUGGCAUGAUGCAGACUUGGCCGGUCCGUGUGCCGCGGCCAACAUCCGAAAAGCUUUCGGCCGACAAGCCGUUCCUUGUCGGCCAGCGCGUGCUCGAUGCUCUCUUCCCCUCGGUCCAGGGCGGAACCGUUGCCAUCCCUGGCGCUUUUGGCUGCGGCAAGACCGUCAUCAGCCAGUCUGUCUCCAAGUUUUCCAACAGCGACGUCAUUGUCUAUGUCGGCUGUGGUGAGCGUGGUAACGAGAUGGCUGAGGUUCUGAAGGACUUCCCCGAGCUCACCAUCGAGGUGGAGGGUCGCAAGGAGCCCAUCAUGAAGCGGACGACCCUCAUCGCCAACACUUCCAACAUGCCUGUUGCUGCGCGCGAGGCCUCCAUUUACACUGGAAUUACAGUAGCUGAAUAUUUUAGGGACCAGGGAAUGAACGUUGCCAUGAUGGCGGACUCAUCUUCGCGGUGGGCGGAAGCGCUGAGAGAAAUUUCGGGCCGUCUGGGAGAGAUGCCGGCGGACCAGGGCUUCCCCGCCUACCUCUCGGCCAAAUUGGCAUCCUUCUACGAGCGUGCCGGUAAGGUGCAGUCGCUCGGCAGCCCUCCGCGCGAAGGGAGCGUCAGCAUUGUCGGCGCCGUCUCCCCGCCCGGUGGCGACUUCUCGGACCCGGUCACGUCGGCCACGCUGGGUAUCGUGCAGGUGUUCUGGGGUCUGGACAAGAAGCUCGCGCAGCGCAAGCACUUCCCGUCCAUCAACACGUCGCUCAGCUACAGCAAGUAUACCAUGACGCUGGACAAGUGGUACGAGAAGAACUACCCGGACUUCCCCCGCUUGCGCGACCGCAUCCGGCAGCUCCUGUCGGACAGCGAGGAGCUGGAUCAGGUGGUGCAGCUGGUGGGCAAGUCGGCGCUCUCGGACCCGGACAAGAUUACGCUCGACAUGGCGACACUCAUCAAGGAAGAUUUUCUGCAGCAGAACGGCUACUCGGACUAUGACCAAUUCUGUCCCAUCUGGAAGACGGAGUGGAUGAUGAAGCUCAUGGUGGGCUUCUACGACGAGGCCCAAAAGGCCAUCGCCCAGGGCCAGAGCUGGGCUCGCGUCCGCGAGGCCACCCAGCAGCUGCAGGCCCAGCUGCGCAGCCUCAAGUUUGAGGUGCCCAGCGAGGGGGAGGACAAGAUUUGCAAGAAGUACGAGGCGAUACAGCAGGCUAUGCUGGACAAGUUUGCGUCGGUGGUGGAUGAGUAAAAAGAGACAUGAGUAUCCGUAUAUAGAAGGACAUGGCGUGUCUGUCUGGUCCAUUGCCAAUUCCAACGGUCGGCUCGGUAGGAAUAGGGGAGGUGCUGGCUUUGUAUGCAUGCAUGUAUGUAGCAAGAUGGGGAGGAAUUUUUGACAUUAGAAUUCUUGCCUUGA